GAGAAGACAGCGGAGAGAGAGGAAGAGGGGCGGGGGGAGCGUGUCUGGGACGUCGGCUUACGUCACGGUGACGUCACGGCGGAGCUGCCGUAUCCCGGCAGGCUGUGCGCGGGCAGGAAAGGAGCCUGAUACAAUGAAGCUGUACUGCUUGUCGGGGCAUCCCACCCUGCCAUGUAACAUCCUGAAGUUCAAGACCACGACCAUCAUGCUGGACUGCGGCCUGGACAUGACGUCUGCGCUCAACUUCCUCCCGCUGCCCCUGGUGCACAGCACUCGUCUGUCCAAAUUACCUGGCUGGAUCUCGAAAGAUGGAAAUACCCAGUUUGAGAAGGAGGUGAAGGAGUGCUCAGGACGCGUGUUUGUAGACUCGGUGCCGGAGUUCUGUCUCCCAGAGACGCAGCUCAUAGAUCUGUCUACUGUAGAUGUGAUCCUAAUCUCUAACUAUCACUGUAUGAUGGCGCUGCCGUACAUCACCGAGCACACCGGCUUUACUGGCACCGUGUACGCCACCGAGCCCACCGUACAGAUUGGCAGGUUACUCAUGGAAGAACUGGUUAAUUUUAUAGAGCGGGUUCCGAAGGCGCAGUCUGCCACCUUGUGGAAGCAGAAGGAAAAUCAGAGGCAGCUCCCGGCCCCCCUGAAGGACGCGGUGGAGGUUUUCACGUGGCGCAAAUGUUACACGAUGCAGGAGGUGAACGCUGCGCUCAGCAAGAUCCAGCUGGUUGGGUAUUCCCAAAAAAUAGAACUGUUUGGCGCCGUCCAGGUGACGCCGCUCAGUUCCGGUUACGCUCUCGGCAGUUCCAACUGGAUCAUUCAAUCCCAUCAUGAAAAAUUUUCCUACGUAUCCGGAUCUUCGCUACUAACUACCCACCCACAGCCAAUGGAUCAAACCUCUCUUAAAAACAGCGACGUCCUCAUCCUCACCGGUCUCACCCAGAUCCCCACCGCCAAUCCCGACGGAAUGGUGGGCGAGUUCUGCAGUAAUCUGGCGAUGACGAUACGUAACGGCGGUAACGUCCUGGUGCCCUGUUAUCCAUCUGGCGUCAUCUACGACCUCCUGGAGUGUCUGUACCAGUACAUCGACUCUGCCGGACUCUCCAAUGUCCCCUUCUACUUCAUCUCUCCUGUGGCCAACAGCUCCCUGGAGUUCUCUCAGAUCUUUGCCGAGUGGCUAUGUCACAACAAGCAGACUAAGGUCUAUCUCCCAGAACCUCCAUUUCCGCACGCAGAGUUGAUCCAGACCAAUAAGCUGAAGCAUUAUCCCAGCAUCCACGGCGACUUCAGCAAUGACUUCAAGCAGCCGUGCGUCGUGUUCACCGGUCACCCCACCCUGCGCUUCGGAGACGUGGUCCACUUCAUGGAGCUGUGGGGGAAGUCCAGUCUGAACACCAUCAUCUUCACCGAGCCGGACUUCUCUUACCUGGACGCCCUGGCCCCGUACCAGCCGCUGGCCAUGAAAUGCGUCUAUUGUCCCAUUGACACCAGACUCAACUUCAUCCAGGUGUCAAAACUUCUCAAGGAGGUCCAGCCCCUGCAUGUUGUGUGCCCUGAACAAUACACGCAGCCGCCGGCGUCCCAGUCCCACCGCUCCGACCUCAUGAUCGACAGCCUACCCCCUCCUAUGUCCUACCGCCGGGCGGAUGUGCUGACCCUCCCCUUCAAGAGGCGCUAUGAGAAGAUAGAAAUCAUGCCGGAGCUGGCGGAGUCCCUGGUGCCGAUGGAGAUUAAACCCGGAGUUUCCCUGGCGACCGUUUCUGCCGUCCUCUAUACCAAAGACAACAAACAUGUCUUGCAGCCUCCACCUAAGCCUGCACCGCCCGCCCAGUCCAGCAAGAAGCGGAAACGGGUGACUGAGGAGACCCCCGACACCCAGCUCUUCAAGCCCCUGCUAAGCGGCUCCAUCCCUGUAGAACAGUUCGUGCAAACUCUGGAGAAACACGGUUUCUCAGACGUGAAGAUUGAAGACACCCCCAAGGGUCACAUGGUGCACUUACAGGAGGCGGACACUCUCAUCCAGUUCGAGGAGGACUCCACCCACAUCAUCUGCGAACACGACGAGCGGCUGAGGGUCCGACUCCGCGACCUGGUCCUCAAAUUCCUGCAAAAGUUUUAGAUAUAAUCCGCCAUGUGGAGAAGAUGCAGUUCUGGUGGUGGCCAGCAGGGGGUGCUGUGUGAUUACACUGGAAGCAGCUGGAUGGACCAAUGUAUACCAGUGUUUCUCAACAAGGGUGCCUACAGCUGUUGCAAAACUACUACUCCCAGCAUGCCCGGACAGCCAAAGCCUGUCCGGGCAUGCUGGGAGUUGUAGUUUUGCAACAGCUGGAGGCACUUUGCUUGGGAAGCAAAGAUGCAGCCUAUAGAUGAAGUGUGAAAUAUGUCCUCUGUGUACAGCUCAUGUAGAAUAUU
Messenger RNA from Hyla sarda, 2406 nucleotides. RefSeq names its product integrator complex subunit 9 (gene INTS9). Gene Ontology annotation, cellular component: integrator complex. The transcript is spliced from 17 exons. Bases 134 to 2113 code for a protein of 659 amino acids. Gene Ontology annotation, biological process: snRNA processing. Lineage: Eukaryota; Metazoa; Chordata; Amphibia; Anura; Hylidae. The record is from RefSeq and is a predicted model, not a curated record.